Messenger RNA from Ciona intestinalis (vase tunicate), 662 nucleotides. NCBI's taxonomy places the organism in Eukaryota, Metazoa, Chordata, Ascidiacea, Phlebobranchia, Cionidae. The record is from RefSeq and is a predicted model, not a curated record.
GUGUGGAAAGUUUAAUAAUUUUUCUGUUUUAUAGGAAUGCACCUACUUUACAAUGAAAGAAAUUAAAAGAUUAUACAAACGCUUCAUGGAACUUUCACUGCUUUACUAUUCACCAACCGAGCUAAAGAAGAUGAGUCGCCCAACUUUGCCACCACACAUUAUCGCAACGAUGGCUGAAUUAAAGGUAAACCCUUUCGCCGACCGUAUAAUCCACGUAUUUUCUGAUGACGUCAACGGGUGUAUGACGUUUGAAGGUUUCUUAAAUAUGUUUAGCGUUUUCAACGAACAAGCGCCAAGAGAUGUCAAAGCUUUUUACGCCUUCAGGAUCUACGAUUUUGACGGGGACCAAUACUUGGAACAUGGCGACCUCUUGCGGACACUUGAAAGAAUUACGCGACGAAGUUUAAAAGACGAAGAAGCGGAGCUGAUAAUAACAAAGGUAUUAGAAGAAGCGGAAAUGGAUGACGAUAUGAAAAUAUCGUUCAUGGAAUUCGAACAUGUUUUGUCAAGGGCGCCCGACUUUUUAAGCACUUUCCACAUUCGAGUAUGAAAGUGAAUGACAUCACAAAGCAAGUGUGACGUAACAAUACCUAGAGGAUUGGCACAUGACGUCACAGUGGUACAUUGUGAUGCAAACAAUAAAUAAAGUUUUACAUCAUUAA